AUGCAUCCCCAUCUGCAUACCAAAGACAACUUCGAGUGCGAAGACAUUAUGGUUGCCCUUGAAGAGUGCCACGCAAAGGGCUUCUUGUUCAAAUCUCUGGGUGGGUGCAACGACGCAAAGAACAAAGUCAGCGAGUGCCUCCGCGGUGCGCGUGCAAGCCGUACUGCGGCGAACCGGGCCGCAGCAAAGGCGAAGCGCGAGGAACGCGAGAACCGGAUAAAAGAGCUCAACAAGUCGCUCGGUCUCGACUAG
This is a messenger RNA of Colletotrichum graminicola M1.001, 252 nucleotides long. RefSeq lists its product as uncharacterized. The record is from RefSeq and is a predicted model, not a curated record. The transcript is spliced from 2 exons. The coding region runs from base 1 to 252 and encodes 83 amino acids. NCBI's taxonomy places the organism in Eukaryota, Fungi, Ascomycota, Sordariomycetes, Glomerellales, Glomerellaceae.